Moneuplotes crassus is the source of this 609-nucleotide messenger RNA. The record is from the annotation of a GenBank genome assembly. NCBI's taxonomy places the organism in Eukaryota, Ciliophora, Spirotrichea, Euplotida, Euplotidae.
CCUUAAGAAGUAUAUCAACAAAGAGAUUACUUUUAACGAAUUAAAAAUGCUAGAAGUCAAACGGAUGUCUAGCUCCAAUAUCACCACUGUAAGCGAUCUCAAAUAAGCAGCUUGAUGGAGACUUUUUCAAUAUUACUCCUGAAUUCAGAGGUUUUCUCAAAUAAAAUUUGUGAGUUCCGUAAAGUUUCAAGUUAUAAAAACAUCAUACAUGACCAAGAUCUCUGGAAUCUUGGAGAAAGAUGCAUUAAAAGCUUAUGUUGUGUAAAUUUUAAAGAAAAUCGAAAAUCUACUAGGCCUAAAAAUGAUUUUAAUCCUUACCAAAACAUCAAGAUUGCGAAGAAGAAUCGAAGUUUAUCCAGAAAUCAAUCUAAAGGUUUAGAUAAGAAGGGUUCAGAGUUAAUCAGAAAUAACACAAUGAAGCCAACAAAGUCCCUGAAAAUGUCUCAAGGACGUAAGAUAGAUAAGAACCAAAAUAUUGACCAAAGGCUCAGGCAGGAAUUAGAUUUCCUUAAAAAGGCUGGCUUAACCAAGAACCACAACAUAUUUUACCCCACUGACCAUCCUAGAGCAUUGUUAGAGAAGAAGUAUAAACACUUAGGAUAUAAGUAA